Melospiza melodia melodia is the source of this 3164-nucleotide messenger RNA. It is a transcript of the gene KCTD1, whose product is annotated as potassium channel tetramerization domain containing 1. NCBI's taxonomy places the organism in Eukaryota, Metazoa, Chordata, Aves, Passeriformes, Passerellidae. Gene Ontology annotation, molecular function: transcription factor binding; transcription corepressor activity. Gene Ontology annotation, biological process: negative regulation of DNA-templated transcription; protein homooligomerization. Bases 349 to 1152 code for a protein of 267 amino acids. Gene Ontology annotation, cellular component: nucleus. The record is from RefSeq and is a predicted model, not a curated record. The transcript is spliced from 5 exons.
UCCGCUCCGCGCUGCUCAGCGCUCCCAUUGCCGCGGCUCAGAGUUGGCUCAUCGGCGGAGCAUCGGCUCCGCUCCGCGCUGCUCAGCGCUCCCAAAGUUGGUUUGGUUUCAUCGGCGGAGCAUCGGCUCCGCGCCGCGCUCAGCCCGGGGAGCCGCUCAGACCUGCAGCCUAUGCGCGGCACGCCGGGGCAGCUGUCGCCAUACGUAUAACUUUUAAAUGGAAAAUGUCUUUCUCAAAGGCUGUCGAUGUCCAGUGGUCUGCAGUCCAUGAGCAGUUGACUAGUCCAGGUGUUUCUGCUUCUGUUCCUGUGCUAUGUGAAUUGGGAAUUCAAGAGAAGAGUGUGCAGGAUGGAGGAGUUGAGGGACAGUCGGCCCAAUAUGUCAAGACCUCUGAUCACUAGAUCCCCUGCAUCUCCAUUGAACAAUCAAGGCAUCCCCACUCCAGCACAGCUCACAAAAUCCAACGCACCAGUUCACAUUGAUGUGGGUGGGCACAUGUAUACCAGCAGCCUGGCCACGCUUACAAAAUAUCCCGAUUCCAGAAUUGGCCGGCUUUUCGAUGGCACGGAGCCCAUUGUCCUCGACAGUCUCAAGCAGCAUUAUUUCAUCGACAGAGAUGGGCAGAUGUUCAGAUAUAUCUUGAAUUUCUUAAGGACAUCAAAACUCCUCAUUCCUGAUGAUUUCAAGGACUACAGCUUGUUAUAUGAAGAAGCAAAGUAUUUCCAGCUUCAGCCCAUGCUAGGAGAGAUGGAACGGUGGAAACAGGACCGGGAGAGCGGCCGCUUCUCAAAGUCCUGCGAGUGCCUGGUGGUGCGAGUGGCCCCAGAUCUCGGCGAGAGGAUUACGCUGAGUGGAGAUAAGUCAUUGAUAGAGGAGGUGUUCCCGGAGAUCGGGGAUGUGAUGUGUAACUCCGUCAACGCCGGCUGGAACCACGACUCCACACACGUCAUCCGCUUCCCGCUGAACGGAUACUGCCACCUCAACUCAGUUCAGGUACUUGAGAGGUUACAGCAAAGAGGGUUUGAGAUUGUUGGCUCAUGUGGAGGUGGAGUGGACUCUUCCCAAUUCAGUGAAUACGUACUGAGACGAGAACUCAGAAGGACAUCUCGUGCACCCUCUGUCAUUCGAAUAAAGCAAGAGCCUCUGGACUAAAAUGGACAUGUUUCUUUAUGCAAAAAAAAAAAAAAAAAAAAGGAAAACAAAGAGGAAAAACAAAAAGGGGGACAUUUCAUGUGCAGUUUGGACUCCAAACAAGUCCUGGAACUAAAAUUGAAUAAUAAAAGACACAUUUAUAUCAAAUAUAGAGACCACACCUGAAUUCAUAUGGGAACACUUGGAAUAGUAGUGAUAAUAAUAAUAACCUCAAGGUAUAAAAGAAAACACACACACACACAUAAAAAAAAUAUGUAUGUAUAUGUAUGUCUGUACAUAUAUAUAUGUAUGUAUAUGUCAAAGGGUAGGAAAUGCAAUGACAAAAUGUGGUAGAUGAGGUUGGUGCUGUGAUGGCCAUUAAGUGUCCCAGGCCCUUCCCGGGCCCACUUAACGGUGUACAAGCCAUUGCCAGGGGGGGUUCAUGGACUGUUCUUCACCCAUUUUCAUUGCCAAACAGCCAUCCACUUUUUAAUGUGUACACACCUUGACUCAACUUUAUUUGCAUAUGGAGGUUUAUGUCUGUCUUUUUUAGAGGUGGAUGGGCAGGUGUUCAGGAGACGACCAUCCAUUGCAUUGGAAAGCUGAAAUUUUAAAUGUAGUUUGUACAGAAGUCGCACACUUUUUGUCAGCCCUCACAGAUGUGAAAGGUUAACUUUUCUUUUGAAUGAGUUUUUUUGUUGUUUUGUUUUGUGUUUUUCAAAGGGGGCCAGAAUAAUUAAUAUUUGGUAGAGAUGCUCUGGUUUGAAUCUGCUGCUUUCCUACAAUUUUUUCAAAUUUUAUAAUGUAUUAAAUACAAUAAAAUCCUGUUUAAAAUAACAAGGGUCUGGUUUAAGCCAACAGAAGCAGAGAGGGGGAUUGCACUGCACUCCAGCAUGUAGAGGGGCAAGGCAGUGGGCAGGCAGAGCUGCCUGCACAGGGUGGAGUGAGUUUAAGGCAGCAGAGGCUGUUGAGGAAUAUUCUGGUGUGGUGCACAUGGCUGCUGUUCCUUCAGCACUGUCCCAGCUGGAAGAGAAACUGUUGGUCAGACAUCAAAAUAACACCAGCUCAGCCCAGGGAAACCCAUGAAAAAAUGACACCUUGUUCUGUAACCUUCCGUGUAACAGCGAAUCCUUGCAUCGUUCCCUCUUGAUUAAGGAGUUGGCAGCUUUGACUCUCCAAGCCCUUGCCCUGCUGAGUGUUAGUCAGCCUGUUUGGUUUUCAGGUUGCUCAUUUCCCUCAUUUCAAGCCGUUGUUCUGUCAGAGAGUGACAUGGCCAGCCCCUUGUGUUACCAUCGGCUGUGUCCCUGGGUAGCAGGCAGUAAUUCCACGUUCUGCAUUGGAAGCCCUGCCAGCUGCUCUCUUGCAGAGUCUCUCUGUGCCACCUCUGCAGGCAUGGGCUCCAGGCCUGUAGGAUUUUGCAGAGGCACCACAUCCCAAUGCCACUGCACAGACUGCUCACGGGUUGAUGCACCAGCAACCACCACCUUUCCUCCAAAGUCUCCUUUUUUGCACUGUUACAGAAUAUGUGUGUUCAUCCUGGUGUGGAAAUUUCUAUCAAUGCAAUGGUGCUGGCAUUCCAUUCAUUUUGGUGACACUUUGCUAUUUAUUUAAGAAAGAAAAAGGGAAACUGUUAGAUACAUGUAACAAGGUUUCCAAUAUAGUCUAACCAAAAAAAAAAAAAAACGUUACAUUUUUUCUGGUUUUUAUUAAAAUGUGUCUGAGGACAUCUUUAAAUAACUGGCAUCACAUAUCAAUGGUUUGGAAUUACUGAAGUGUGAAAAUGGGUGAGGGAGGGGCCUCUAAAAAUUAAGGUUCAUUAGUGGGUUAUUAGAUCUUCAAUGUGAUGCUGAUCUGUCUAUUCACAGUACUGAAACAGCUGCCUCAUUGAAAAUGCUUGUUUUCAAUUAGCAGCAAGAAGUCCUCUUACAAAAUAAACAAAUGCUUGCUCUUACUGCCCACAAUUUGGUUGUUAGUCUGAAUAGAAGUUGAAAGCUAAAACCCAGGGAAAUAAAUAUUUUUAACAGAUCUUCAAA